Purpureocillium takamizusanense is the source of this 4810-nucleotide messenger RNA. Its product is annotated as ATP-binding cassette transporter snq2. Lineage: Eukaryota; Fungi; Ascomycota; Sordariomycetes; Hypocreales; Ophiocordycipitaceae. Gene Ontology annotation, biological process: transmembrane transport. Bases 165 to 4634 code for a protein of 1489 amino acids. The transcript is spliced from 3 exons. The record is from RefSeq and is a predicted model, not a curated record. Gene Ontology annotation, cellular component: membrane. Gene Ontology annotation, molecular function: ABC-type transporter activity; ATP binding; ATP hydrolysis activity.
CAAUGUUUUGUGCUCCGCAGCUCGUAGUUGUGUGUUUUCUUCGUCCGCUACCUUUAUAAAGCCGUAGCUGCUGCGCUUGCUUGUUACUUCAUGUAGAUACCGGUUUUCUAUUUUCCCUAGUUCUGCGCCCGCUAUCGUUGCUCAGGCCCUCCGAGACUGUCGACAUGGCAUCGACAAGCGACUCGAAGGAUAUGCCUGUCACCGGGAGCGACCCAAACGACGGAUAUUGGGGCGACACACACGAAGAUGGCCCCGUCGACGAGCGAGAGGCAAGGCAUGAGUUCGACGAGCUCCAGCGAGAGCUGACGAGACGGAGUACGACUCGACCGGAAAGCAGAAGGAAAUCGACGAGAGGGCACGAGGGCCCAACUAAGCACGCCCAUGGCCGGGGAGCAGACGAAACCGACGUCGAGAAGGGGCAAGGUGCUGGAGUCGAUGAUGAAGCAGAAAGCUCCAGGACACUCAGGGACGAUGAUUUCCAUCUCGAGCGCUUCAUGCGCGACGGGCAUCUUGAAAAGCGCGAUCCCAGUACCGGCGAGUCGACCAAGAAGGUCGGCGUCGUCUUCAAGAACCUCACGGUGAAAGGCGUUGGGAGCAGUGUAGCCACCGUUCGAACCCUUCCCCAAGCCAUCGCAGGAACCUUUGGUCCCGACCUCGCCCGGUUUCUGUCGACUUGGGUUCCCCUGUUCCGGAUGGCGGACAACAGCCCGACCCGAGACCUGAUUCGCGACUUCACCGGCGUGAUACGACCGGGAGAGAUGAUGUUGGUCCUGGGUCGACCUGGCGCCGGCUGCAGCACGUUUCUCCGAGCCAUCGCCAACAAUCGCGCCUCGUUCCUGUCCGUCGACGGCGAGGUGUUGUAUGGCGGAAUCCCCGCCGGCAAGAUGGACAAGAGGUUCCGCGGCGAGGUCGUGUACAAUGCCGAGGACGACCGUCAUCUCCCUGCCCUCACUGUCGGCCAGACGCUCGACUUUGCCCUCUCAACCAAAACGAAGAAACGCGAUCGCGGCAACGUGGACCUGAUUGUCAACUCGUUCCUCAAGAUGUUCGCGAUGCCGCACACCAAGAACACACAGGUUGGAGACGAAUACACCCGCGGCGUAUCGGGAGGCGAGCGUAAGCGCGUCAGCAUUGCCGAGACACUGGCGACGAAGAGCACCGUGACUUGCUGGGAUAACUCGACCCGUGGCCUGGACGCAUCCACGGCCCUUGACUACGCCAAGUCGCUUCGCAUCAUGACCGAUGUGUCGGAUCGCACGACCCUGACGACGCUAUAUCAGGCGGGUGAAGGAAUCUACGACCUCAUGGACAAGGUUCUUGUUAUCGAGGAUGGGCGCAUGCUUUACCAAGGACCUGCCAACAAGGCCAAGCAGUAUUUCGUCGACCUGGGCUUCUUCUGCCCUUCGCGACAAACCACGGCCGACUUCUUGACCUCAGUCUGCGACGUCAACGCCCGCAUGUUCCGGGAUGGCUACGAGGCCAAGUGCCCCAAGACGCCCGAGGAACUCGAAAAGGCCUUCCGACAGAGCGCCGCCUACCAAGCGGUGUUGGACGAUGUCCAGGACUAUGAGCAGCAUCUCAGCCAUACGGGCCACGCCGAUGCACAGACGUUCCGCGACUCGGUUCACGACUCCAAGUCCAGGACUGUGAUGAACGGAUCGAAUUACACCGUCUCCUUCUGGAAACAAGUUCUUCAGUGCACCCGACGCGAGUUUUGGCUCAUUUGGGGCGACAAGACGUCGCUCUACACCAAGUUCUUCAUCAUCAUCAGCAACGGUCUCAUCGUAGGCUCCCUGUUCUACAAUACCCCGACCAACACCCAAGGCGCCUUCUUGCGCGGUGGCGUGGCAUUCUUCUCUAUCCUGUUCCUUGGGUGGCUGCAAUUGUCUGAACUGGCCAAGGCUGUUGCGGGGCGUUCAGUCAUCCUACGACAUAAGGAGUUUGCCUUUUACCGACCCUCGGCCGUCAACUUGGCCCGUGUGCUGGCAGACUUUCCUAUGCUUCUCGCCCAAGUUAUCAUUUUUGGUAUCAUCAUGUACUUCAUGACGAACCUUGAUCUUGAAGCGGGCAAGUUCUUCAUCUACAUGCUGUUCGUCUACGUCAUCACCAUCUGUGUCACGGCUCUGUACCGUAUGUUUGCGGCGUUGUCGCCGACCAUGGACGACGCCAUCCGCUUCUCGGGCAUUGCUCUCAAUUUGCUGAUUGUCUACACUGGAUAUACUAUUGCGAAGCCGAUCUUGCUCGACCAAAAGAUUUGGUUUGGUUGGCUCUACUACAUUAAUCCGAUCAGCUACGCCUUUGAGGCGGUCUUGACAAACGAAUUCUCGGGUCGCGACAUGCAGUGCGCCCCCAAUCAGCUUGUGCCUCAGAUCCCUGGCAUUGAUCCCCAAUAUCAAGGAUGUGCCAUUGCCGGGUCGCAGCCUGGAAACCCAACGGUACCGGGCGCGCGAUAUAUCAGCGAGCAGUUCAACUACAGCCGGUCGAACUUGUGGCGGAACUUUGGCGUUGUCAUUGCAUUCACGGUUCUAUACAUCCUCAUCACGGUUGGCGCUAGUGAGAUGUUGUCGUUUGCCAGCUCAGGGGCUGGCGCGCUCGUCUUCAAGUCUUCCAACAAAAAGACCAAGUCGCGCGCCGGCAAGGCCGACGUGGAGGAAGCCGGCCGUCGAGCUUCGGAUGCCGCCAUGGAACGCCAGCGAACGCAAGACGAAGUAUUGGAGCAGCUUACGAGGAGCGAGCAGGUCUUCACCUGGGAGAACCUCAACUACACCGUCCCGACGGCGCAGGGCCCCAAGAAGCUGCUCAACGACGUCCAUGGUUACGCCAAGCCCGGUGUUCUCGUUGCCUUGAUGGGAGCGAGUGGCGCGGGCAAAACGACGCUCCUCAACACCUUGUCGCAGCGACAGUCGGUUGGUGUUGUGCAGGGCGAGAUGCUGGUCGACGGCAAGGGGCUACAGCCUGAUUUCCAGCGAAGAACUGGCUUCGUCGAGCAAAUGGACCUGCACGAGGGCAGCGCAACCGUGCGUGAAGCCCUCGAGUUCUCCGCGCUCCUCAGGCAAGGCCGCGAGGUGCCUCGAGAGGAGAAGCUAGAGUAUGUGGACAAGGUCAUUGACCUUCUUGAGCUUGGUGACAUCGCCGACGCCAUUGUCGGGUCUUUGGGAGUGGAGCCGAAGAAGAGACUGACGAUAGGCGUGGAACUUGCCGCGAAGCCGUCCCUUCUGCUGUUCCUUGACGAGCCGACGAGCGGCCUCGACUCACAGUCCGCUUACUCGAUUGUGCGAUUCUUGCGGAAGCUUUGCGCGGCCGGCCAAGCGAUUAUCUGCACCAUCCAUCAACCAUCAUCCGAACUCAUUGAGCUCUUCGAUCACAUCUUGGCGCUUAACCCCGGCGGCAACACAUUCUACUUCGGACCCGUGGGGCAGAAUGGUCGCGCAGUCGUCGACUACUUUGCGGCCCGAGGCGCAAACUGUCCCGAGGGCAAGAACGUCGCCGAGUUCCUCAUCGAGACGUCUGCCUCGGCGCGGGAGCACUGGAACGAGCAGUGGCGUAUUUCGGACGAGAACAAGGCCCUCCAUCAGGAGAUCCAGCGCAUCAAGGCAGAGCGAAGCGUGGUGCCUGAAAACAAGGACAUCCUCCAGCACGAGUUUGCCGCUCCGGUGUCUCAGCAGAUUCUGCUGCUGACCAAACGCAUGUUCCUCAACCAGUGGAGGGCCCCGAGUUACAUCUACGGCAAGCUGUUUACAGCCGUCAUCGUCGGCAUCUUCAACGGCUUCACCUUUUGGAAGCUUGGCGAUACCGUCAACGACAUGCAGAGCCGCAUGUUCACGUCGUUCCUCAUCUUGCUCAUCCCGCCGACGGUCCUCAACGCCAUCUUGCCCAAGUUCUACAUGGACAGAGCGAUCUGGGAAGCCAGAGAGGGGCCGAGUCGUCUGUACGGCUGGGUUGCUUUCUGUACUGCGUCUAUUGUCGCGGAGAUCCCUGGCUCACUCAUCGCGGGUGUGCUGUACUGGGUCCUCUGGUACUGGCCGACUGGCCUCCCGACCGACUCGUCAACCUCUGGUUACGUGUUCCUGAUGACGAUGCUCUUCUUCCUGUUCCAGUCCAGCUGGGGCCAGUGGAUCUGCGCAUUCGCCCCGAGCUUUACGGUCAUCAGCAACGUCUUGCCCUUCUUCCUGGUCAUGUUUUCGCUGUUCAACGGCGUCGUUGUUCCAUAUGCGCAGCUGAAUGUGUUUUGGAAAUACUGGCUGUACUACAUCAACCCCAGCACGUACUGGAUCAGUGGCGUCCUGGCAGCCACGCUUCCGCGGCAGGUGGUCCGGUGCGCGCAGAACGAAGCCGCGCACUUUAACAUUCCCUCCGGCCAGACGUGCAUGGAGUUCGCUCGAAGUUUCGUUGAGAAGGCUGGCGCCGGCUACCUGGUCGACCCGGACGCCACGGGAUCCUGCAGCUACUGCCCCUAUGCCAACGGCACGGAGUAUCUGGACGCACUGAGCAUCAAGACCAGCGAGAAGUGGCGCGACUUUGGCAUCUUCCUUGCUUUCUGUGUGUCGAACUGGGCUUUGGUGUACUUUUUCAUCUACACAGUCCGCGUUCGGAAGUGGUCAUUUGGCUUUGGGCUACUUUUCAAGUACAUUUAAUUUAGACGGCAUGUACGAAGUACAUAUUGUCAGCGGCAUUUGCGUACCAUGUCAGAGGACAGUAUACUUUGGGUUGUCCACAGACUCCUGCCCAUGCAUGCUUGUGAUGGGAGAAGCGAACAAGCAGAGUACAUACAUACAUAAUAGAGCAAUCAAUAGACAAUCAACGUACAAAG